This is a messenger RNA of Helianthus annuus (common sunflower), 2523 nucleotides long. RefSeq names its product pentatricopeptide repeat-containing protein At4g17616. The coding region runs from base 271 to 2349 and encodes 692 amino acids. Lineage: Eukaryota; Viridiplantae; Streptophyta; Magnoliopsida; Asterales; Asteraceae. Gene Ontology annotation, molecular function: protein binding. The transcript has 2 exons. The record is from RefSeq and is a predicted model, not a curated record.
UUUAGGGUAGAAAAACUGGUUUUUUUUUUAAUUUAUGCGCACUUUAACUCGACCAGAACAAAAUUUGUCACUUCCCUUAUUCUCCCGCCAAAUUCACGUGUUUCCCGGCAAUAUCUUCAAUCAAUUCAGGUGUUCGAUGAAAUGCCUAUGUGGUCGAACACCAGAUGUUCGAUGAAAUGCCUAUGUGGGAGAACACCAUCUGGAAGCUUGUUACUUCAUUUUGGUUUGUUUACGGCAUAAUAAUCAUCUGUUGAGUAAUAAUAUAUCUAAAUGGCGUGGUCGCCGGUGAAAAGAUCAAUUAUCAAUCUCCGCUUGAUCCGUAGUAGCUCAAGUCUCGUAUAUCUGCAACCAAUUCAUACACAAACCGACAAUGCACCUCUUCGUGGGAAAGAACGUUCGGUCUACAAUCGCAGCAAGGUUCUUCUUUCAGAUAUUUUCCGUAAAAAGCCCUUCGAUUUUCACCUCCGAUAUCUCUGCAACAGCGUACCGCCAAGAAGCCUCCGUUGGGAAGGAUCUUCUCACGACAUUUUGCUUAAAAAUCUCGAAUUUUUUAUAACGAAUCAUCAAGUGGAUGAAGCAUGGGACGCGUAUACAAAUUUUAAAAAACUUUACGGUUUACCAGAUGACGGUUUAUUGAGUAGGUUCAUAACUGAAUUAUCCUACACUAGUGAACCCGAGUGGCUUCAAAGAGCAUGCGAUAUCAUCCUUCUUCUUCCCAAGAAGAAGUCAAACUCGCUUCGGUUUGACCCGCUGUACAACCUCUCGCUCUCUUUAGCAAGAGCGCAAAUGCCCGUUCCUGCAUCGAUGAUUCUUCGGAUAAUGAUUGAGAAAGAUAAUAUCCCGCCAACUAACUUAUUGGGCCCGCUCGUUCUUCAUAUGGUCAAAAAAGAAAUAGGUACGUAUCUCGCAUCGAAUAUAUUGAUUCAAAUUUGCGAUUUUUAUCAGCGUUCGGGUUCUAACCGGUGUAUAAUAAAACCCGAUACGACAAUUUUCAACCUCGUUCUUGAUUCGUGCUCUCGUUAUAACUUAACUUUCAAGGGUCAACAGAUCAUAGAAUUGAUGUCACGAAUGGGGUUAGUAGGCGAUGCAUGUACGAUCGUAACUAUUGCCCGAAUCCAUGCGGUCAACGGUCAAAGGGACGAGUUAAAGAACUUCAAAAGUUGUGUUGACCGGGUGGCGGGUUAUAUGGGUCAUCAUUAUUUCCAGUUUUACGAUAAUCUCACGAGCUUACAUUUUAAGUUCAACGAUAUCGAUUCGGUAUCCGAACUUGUAUUUGAUAUGAUCGGUUUAACCGGAACUCAGAACGGCCCACGUAAGCCGUUUGUAAUCCCGCUUGGAUCUCCGAACCUCAAAAAAGGUUUAAAGUUACAGGUUUUGCCUCACCUUUUGCCCGAAAAUUCAUUAGUGACGAUAGAAAGAAACGAGGGUUUCGUUACGUAUAAGAACAAAAGGCUUGUUUUUACCAACAAAACGCUAGCGAAGCUCAUUGUCGGGUAUAAACGAGCGGGUCGGAUUAGUGAGCUGUCAAAGGUUUUAUGCCGGAUCCAAACAGAAAACGAACGGGUUGAAAUGAACAUAAACGAUUUAAGUGCUGACGUUAUUGACGCUUGUAUUCAUGUCGGUUGGCUGGAAACCGCGCAUGAUAUUUUAGAUGAUAUCGCGCAGGCAGGUAUUUUACCUAACACCGAUUCAUACUCAUCGUUAUUAACAGCUUAUCGUGAAUGUAAUAAGCAUCGGGAAGCUGAGUCGCUAGUGAAACAAAUCAAGAAAACGGGUAUAACAAUAUCCGAUGACACGUCAAAUCCGACUGUUUCCAGGAAAAAAUCAGAUUUAGUCACAUGUUUGAUUCGAGAAACGAAGAAAGGGGACGUAAAUUGUUCGGUUUAUGAAUUUAACUCGUCGAUUUACUUCUUCAUGAAGGCGGAAAUGAUUGACGACGCGUUGAAGACGUAUAAAACCAUGCAAAGAAUGAACAUCUCUCCUAAUGUGGCGACUUACAUGUACAUGGCGAUGGGGUAUUCGCGUUUAGAAAUGUAUCGCGAGAUUACUAUCUUGUGGGGCGAUAUAAAGAGGCGUUUCGACGAUAGGAAGUUGAUGAUGAAUGUAGAGUUGUAUGAGGUUUUGGUAUUGAAUUUUUUGAAAGGAGGGUAUUUUGAGAGGGUAAUGGAGGUCAUUGGUUGCAUGAAAAAAGAUGGGAUUUAUGGGGAUAAAUGGUUGUAUACAAGUGAGUUUUUGAAGCUUCAUAAGGAUCUGUACAGGAAAUUGAAGGUUUGUGAGGGUAGAACUGAGGCUCAGAGCAAAAGGGUUGAACAUGUGAAGGCUUUUAGAAAAUGGGCUGGUAUUGAUUGAAAGUUUUUUUUUUUUUUUUUUUUUUUUUUUUUUUUUUUUUGACCUCUUGUUUCUGAAGGGUGUAAUUAGUUUUAUUAGAGGUGACACUUUUGAAUAUUUUUAUUUAUUAUGUGUUAAUUUGGGUUGUGUUUUAUCAAACGGGUCAAUAGGUGAAACAGCAAACGUUUAGUUAAA